This is a messenger RNA of Magallana angulata, 5462 nucleotides long. Its product is annotated as smoothened homolog. Gene Ontology annotation, biological process: positive regulation of smoothened signaling pathway; central nervous system development; commissural neuron axon guidance. Gene Ontology annotation, cellular component: dendrite; cilium; plasma membrane. The record is from RefSeq and is a predicted model, not a curated record. The coding region runs from base 233 to 3253 and encodes 1006 amino acids. Gene Ontology annotation, molecular function: transmembrane signaling receptor activity; patched binding. The transcript has 12 exons. NCBI's taxonomy places the organism in Eukaryota, Metazoa, Mollusca, Bivalvia, Ostreida, Ostreidae.
GACUCGGGAGAUUAAGUCAACACUGGACGUGCUUAUAUUUUAUUAUGAUUUAUUUGUACUGGAGAAAUAUGACGAGUCAUUUAGACUUGCUGAAAUCAGAAUGUCAUCAAACAUUAGAGUCUGCACCUCAGCUAGAGAACCCACAAAACUGCAGUUUUCAAUUCUGCUUCAUAAAUGGGCUGCUGAAUGUUUCAUAAGUUGAAGAUCAGAAAAUUAGGUUGCAAGUUACAUCAUGGAAGUUCGUGCUAUUGCAAUAGUUCUGUUGUUGCUACUAACUCUUAGAGUUGCCAAUUCCACUUGUAUUAAAAAACAAGUGACAUCCUGCAUUUCUUUACCAAGCAACCCUACAUGCCUUGGGGCAUCCCUAUCAUCAGUUAGUGGAUUUACACACACCUCCACAGUUUUUGCAAAUGAUUCUUCAACUCUUGAUGAAGUUACAGAGAAACUGAAGUUAUGGAGUGGGCUGAAAGCAGCUCCCAAGUGCUGGGAAGUUAUUCAACCUUUCUUGUGCUCUGUAUAUAUGCCAAGGUGUAAUAAUACUGACCUAGCAGUAGAAAGACCCUCAAGGGAGCUGUGUCUCAAAAUGAGAACCCCCUGUGAUAUCAUUAGGAAGAUCAGUGGUUGGCCGUUUUUCCUGGAUUGUAAUCAACUAGAUAUUUUCUCAGCAAACUGUACGGAGAACUCUUAUGAGAAAAAAGAAAUCUCGUUUGACACAACUAGUCGAUGCAACUCUCCAUUGGUGAAAACGGAUAAUGUGAAGAGCUGGUACAGCGAGGUGGAGGGAUGUGGAGUCCAGUGUCAGAAUCCACUCUUCACGGAAGAGGAGCACGAAGAGGUCCACAUCAUCAUCGCGGUGUUUGGAUCACUUUGUCUGGUCUGCACCCUCUUCACUAUGCUCACUUUCAUCAUCGAUUGGAAGACUGCCAGUCGUUACCCCGCCCUCAUUCUCUUCUUCAUCAAUGCCUGCUUCUUCCUAGGCAGUAUUGGAUGGAUGGCCCAGUUUUCUGGGAAUGCCCGAACAGACAUUGUCUGUAAGACAGAUGGUACUGUGCGGAAAGGGGAGCCAGAGUUGGGAAAUGGGGAGACGGCUUCCUGUACGAUAGUGUUUAUCUUGGUGUACUAUUUCAUGAUGGCUGGCUGUGUUUGGUUUGUAAUGCUGGCCUUUGCCUGGUACCUGACCUUCCGAGCCCUAGGAACUCAGAGGGAUGAUCUCAAAAACAAAACGUCCUACUUCCACAUUGCCAGCUGGUGUGUGCCACUGGUGUUGACCAUUGUCUGUCUGUCUGUAUCAGAGAUUGAUGGAGACUCCCUGAGUGGUAUCUGCUUCGUUGGAGUGUUUAACAAUGGUUACAGAGGUGGCUUUGUCCUUGCUCCUAUUGGCCUCAUGCUUGUCAUAGGGCUGGGCUAUCUCAUUUUAGUUUUAAAAACUUUGAUCAAGCUGAAGAAGGAGUCCCCAGAUUACAUCAGUAUUAAAGCUCUGUCUAAAAUAAAGGAAACCAUCAUCAGGCUGGGUAUUUUCACCUUGCUGGAUUUCCUGUUUGUUGUAAUUACAUUUGCUGUACAUGUGUAUAUCUUUGUCAAUGAACAAAGCUGGUCCGAUAGCUUUAAAGAGUAUGUCUAUUGUCAAGGUAAUGCAACCGCAAUACAAAGUGUAUACAAUGACUCCUCUGUCGCCUGUGAAUUGUCAAGCCGUCCCAGUGUGGUCGCCUAUGGGUUCCACAUCCUGGCCUUCUUUGGGGCAGGAAUCACCAUGAGUAGCUGGUCCUGGACCAAAGCAUCCCUUCUGGCCUGGGAGAGAUUCCUUAGAAAAGUGUUUAGAAAGCCCUCAAACAGGCCAGUCAAACUAAAAAAACAUAAAGUGAUUGCUAAGGCCUUUGAAAAGAGGAAGGAGCUGAAUAAUGGUCGCCUCUCCAUCAGCUUCGCGAGUACACAUGAAGAUCCACUAGGAAUGAAAUUUGACCUGAACAGUGUGAGUUCAAACAACAGCAUGUCGUCAGACUUUCGGGCAGCGAUGCCCAAGCUGGUGAAGAGAAGGGGUGGUAUGAUGCAUCCCACGGCGGGGACACUGAGGAAGUACUCAGACUCAGAUAUUGGAUCAGUGGUUUCCAGGAUGGCAUCAAGACGCCAUUCUAUUGACUCACAGAUCAGCGCUGCACAAGGACAAUUCAGAGUCAGUGAUGAAGAAAUGGAGAUGGAAGAAGUUGAAUAUGUAAAGACAAGAAGUAAUAGGAACAAGGCUAAAAAGAAAAAGAAGAUUAGGAAAAUGAAGAGGAACAGAAUUCUUCCAGUUCUGGGUCCCAUCUCAAAUGCUAUGUCUUCUGCUGCUUAUGGAGGUAGACGCAGGCACAGCAGAAGAGGAAGUGGAAAUUCCUUGUCCAGCCGAGCAUCAGCUCAAGGGGUGGAUAUAGAUGUGGAGAAAAAGAGUCUGGAAGCUAUCUCAAUCACUUCAUAUUCCCAUCAAAAUAGUCUGGAUGCUGCAACUCUGCCAGAACCCCCAAAACAUUUGGGAAAAAUGGCCAAUUUCUCAAUAUUCACAGCAAGUGCUUACAUGGGAGAACUGAAUGCAAAACUGAAAGAUUUGGAGAGCACAGAUAGAAGUGAAAGAGAGUCUAUCAGGUCAUGGGGAGAUAGGAAACGUAGAAAGACAGAGACUGGGUCUGUCAGUGGUUAUGUGACAUCAGAAACAGAGGAGCCAAGCACUAAUGGCUUGGUGAGGUUGGGUAGCAGCAGAAAACUUCGCCAUAGCAGAAGAUCUGAAAAUGGUAGCAGGCGUCAAAGAAGCACAAGUUCCCACCAUGAUGGUACAAGUAAACAAGAAGACAGUGCAACUGAAAGUAAAAAACCAGUAAGCACAAGUAGGAGACAAGACAGUGGAAAGAAGCAUGAUAAAAGUACAAGCACACGACACGACAGUGCCACCAAACGAGAAGACAGUGCAAGCAGACGUCACGACAGUGCUGGCAGACGACAAGACAGCGCUAGCAGACGAUAUGACAGUGGAAGCAGUAGACAGAACAGUGGUAAUGGUUAUAUGAGAAGUAGAGAUGUUACUCUGGAGAUGGCGGAGAUGUUUUACAGGCAGCAUCGGCAGGCCAGUUCUGCCACCAGUAGAACUAGUGGACGACAGGGCUCGGCAAGAUCAGCCCGAACUUCUUCUGCCAAAUCCGAGCGGUCUAUCAUCAGGCAGCUUCCUGGAGAAACAUCGGCUGUUGAGAUUGAGAAUCUUCACGACCCCUAUGCCUCGUCCAACUGAAAUCUUUCUGGUCUUUUCUAUUAUACUUACAUUUUUACUGGUCUUUAUUCUUACAUUUGUGUUACUUUUUAUCUGAAGUAAUUUAUUGUCAUGAUGGGUACCAAUAUUAUUUUCAUUUUGGUAAUGAAGUAGGUAUCAUAUUAGUUUUUCAUUGCUUUAGAAUUUCAAUGCAUUGUUAUUUUUAUUCCAUGCCAACAUUUGGGUUAAAUCAUACAGGAUUUGCCCUUUACAUUCAUUAGUCCUUUGGCAUAAUAUUAUAAGGCCUUUUUUUUCUUGUUCUUUUGCAGAAUUUGAUAGCAUUAUUCUGAUGGUGGUCAGAAUUGUUGAUAUAUGCAACUGUAUACUUGUGUAAUGUUUUGUAAAUAAUGUCUUAAACUUUGAAUCUCUUCAUUGAUGAAUCUCUUUUCUUUAUACCUGAAGAAUCUCAGCUGAAUCUCAUCUCUUGACAUGUAUAGGCUUAUCAAGAGAUUCUAUUUAUCUGUCACUAUAGAUUUUUUUGUAAGCAUGAAUUUGUAUGUGUACAUUUGUGAUUGUAGCUUGGAUAUGACAUGUUUGUAAGGAUCAGUGCAUUGACAUCCUUGUUUCUCUAUUGUCGCUACACACGAGGAUCUCCUCGUGUGUAGUGACAAUAGAGAAACAAGGAGCAGGUCAAGGAUCUGAUUUUAAUUAGAUUCAGUAAAUUAAUUUUGUAGUAAUUCUCAAAGAUGAACUUUUUAAAUUUUUAUUUCACUGUCAAAUAGUUUUGUGAGGCUAUAAUAUUACUGAGGUAAAACUGCCAAAAAAAAACUACAUCGUGGUAGAUAAACACGUACAGUAUAUCCAUCACUUUUUCUAUGAAAACAUUUUUUAUGAUGUGCUGCAUUCAGAUAAAGAACUGGUGCUUAAUCUAUACAGUAAAGUGCUUGUUUAAUAAUUAAUUAAAAACAUAUCUCUACCUCCAUUUUAGGUGCAAAUGUGGUGUUAAAUUUUUUUAAAUCAGGUUUUCCAAUGUAGUAUUGAGGUUGUGCACUUAAAUUUUUUUUAAAUCUAAAUGUGUUGCAUCUAUAUCUCUUUUUACAAGAAAGCAGGUGUAUUGUAUACUAGUAAUUUUUUUUAAGUAUUUUAUUUUCAAAUAAAAAAUAACUGCCUUGCAUGUUUGUGAAUGUAUUACUUCCCAGUACUACUCCUAUCCCAUGUAUACAUGUUCUAUAUUUACAUGUCAAAUCAUCAAAUUGGAUGGAAGUAAAGCUUUAGAAUGUUUAUGCAUUAGUGCAAAUAUGAAUUACAUGUACAGUUCUAAAAAUGUUUCAUUAAUUAAGGUGUUGAAAGUGCUAGUUUUGAGUGCUUAUAAAUUCAAUAAGUACUGUCAUUUAUUUUUAACAUGUAUUUUACAAUUUUAUCAUUUUUGAUAGAAAAUCAAUUAAAGAAAAAUAAAUUAUAUGCUAGACAAAGUUUAAACUCGUACCCAUUGAAUGUUAUAAUUUACUUUCUUUUGGGUACACUUGGAUUAACAGGGUAUUUUUUUCACCUGUGUACAAGUUGGCAAAUUUAUUACCAUUUACCACUUAGGAAAAUACCAUAUGACAUUAUCAGUUUAUAGUUUUGAAAUAACUUGUGGCAAAUGCUGCUUCAUAAAAACUUCAUAUAAUUUUACAUGCAUUGAGAUGAGUACAGAGUGUUGCUGUAACAGUGAAAAUAAUGAAUCAUUGCCCCAUAAACAAGCAUGCCAAAUGUCAUUGUAAUCAUGUAAAAUUAUCGUUACAUUUACCAUGGGAAAUCAAUGUUUUCAUUUAGCAUACUAUCAUGUCUUCCAGAAAUCUAUGUUUCAUUAUAUACAGUGCCAUGCAAAAAUUGCUGAAAUUUUUAUUCUUUAAUUUUUUUAAUGAGAUUAUGUUAUUUCCAUAAGGAUAUUGGUUUGGUUGUGUUUAGAUAUUUGAAAUUUUCCAUAUUAAUUUUUUCUCCUCAAGAUAUUGUAGUAUAUAUAUGAAGAUUUUUCGGUUUUACAUCUAUAUAUUAAUUUUUUUUUACUUUAAUUGAGUUGGGAGUACAUUUUUUUUAUUGUUUACAUUGUCCUUGCUCUUCAAAAGAUAUUUCUAUUUUAGCAGUCUGAAAUUUUUUAGCCCCUGCAGUAUAUUAUGUUGUUUUUACAUGUAUGUCGAUGAAUAGAAGUAGAAGUUACUAUAAAAUUUUGUUAGUUUUAGAAGUUGCAAAUAAUAAAUUUAAAGAAAUG